Molecule: messenger RNA, 3442 nt
Organism: Paramecium sonneborni
Lineage: Eukaryota; Ciliophora; Oligohymenophorea; Peniculida; Parameciidae
Source: the annotation of a GenBank genome assembly
AUGUCUAGAAAACCGCUUGAAGCACCUCCUUUGUCUGAUAGAUCAUAAUUGAGAAGAAUCAGCUAAAAAAGUGUAGAUGAAUUGAAUUAAGUAUUCAUUUUAUGUAUCUAGACUCUUCAUGCUCGUAUUAAUAGUAUGGUUGGAUUAGAUGAAUAAUUAAAUACUAAAAUUAAAUAACUUCAAUCUAAUACCUUUACAACUAAGGAUUUAACAUCUAUAGGAUUAUCUCUUUAAGACAUGGUUACCACUUUGCAAAAAGUCUCCUUUAAUGAAAUCAUGUAUAAUCAACUUUUAAGGGAAAACGAAAAGUUAAAAAGUGAACAAUCAUAUUUGAAAGCCUAAUUAUUUAAAUUUAAUCAACUAAACUCUAAAUUUUAAAAAGAACAUUAACUCUUACUUGAAAAAAUAAGAAGUCAAGAAGCUGAUAUUAAUAAUCUUAAUAAGAAAUUAAUUGCAGAAUAAAAACUUAAUGAGGAAUUAUGUAUAAGAGUCAAAUAUUCAUAGCUAAGAAAUUAAAGAGAUCUGAAUAAAGAGUUUAAAUUAUAUUAGAAUCCAAUAUCACUUUAUAAAAAGAUUAAAUAAAACAUAAUUUGAUUGAAGUUUUAUCAGAAAAUGAACAAAUUAAGAAAGAUGCAAUAUAAAAAUAAAAAGAUUUCUAAAAGUAUAUUUUUUAUUAAAUUUACAGACUUCAAAUGGUUAACAAUUCUUUAAAUUAAAAAAUAUACAGAUUGAAUAAUAGAUUUUAAAUAAGAAGCAAAAUUUAAAAUGAAGAAGAUUUUAUAGAUUAGGAGAAGAUGGUGAUAACAUUUACAGAAAUUCCAUAAAACUUUGUAUUUAGACAUGUAUUCUAAAAUCUAGAAUGCAAAUGUAAUAAAUAUUAUUCUAACUAGAAUUUAUAUAAUAAGUUUUAGAAUUCUCAGCAGAAGAUUUCAUACUUCAUAUGAAUUAACUAAAUCCUGAAAAUAAGAAGAUGUAAUUAACUUGGUUAUUUAAUCAUAUGAUAAAUUAUAAAGAAUUCAGCUUAGCUCAUAAUGUAUUUAUUAUUAAGCUAUCUAAACUCAUGUAAAUUUAUUCGUAUGAUGAAAUGCAUAAUUUCUUUACAACAUUGUCUUCUUUUUUCAAAGUUUCUCAUGUUUAUUUAUGGCUACGAGAUUUCUAAACAGGAUUCUUUAUCAAUUAAAUUGAUGGAAAAUAAAAAAAAAUAAUUUGUGCAAAAGGUGUAUUUAGAGAUAGUUUAGAAACUAGAGAAUCAGUAAAUAAAUUAACUGCUCAUAAACAUAUUAUUUAUUAAAAUGAAACUGGAGAAGAUGUUUAUCAAGAUAGCACUUAUAUCUUUCCAAUAAUAACAGAUGCUGCUCUUCCAGCUGGAUUAAUAGAAUUUCAUCAUCCUAUUCAGAGUAAUAAUUUUAGUGAUAUCUAAUAUUUUGCAUCAAUUGUAGGGUUGUAUACUAAAAUAUAAAUUCAAAAAAUUGAUGAAUAGACUUAAAAGAUCUCAUUAUUAAAAUAAACAGACCUUUUAUAAAGCUAAUUUUUAAAAUUAAUUCGAGCAAAAGAUAAAUUUCAUUUUCGUGAACUAAUGAAAGAAAUGUAAUGUAAAAUUAUGCAAUUAUCAACAUCAGAAAUAGUUUUUGUUGAAAAUAAUGGUCUAUGGAAAUAUUAUAAUGAAGAAAUAAAAAAAUUAGAUAGUUUAGCUGGAGUAUGUGGUUAAGUAGCUAUUAGUAUGCAACCUGCAUAUUUUGCAAAUAUUUCAAAGGAACUUAAUUUUAAUCAAAUUGUUGAUAUGUAUUCAAUAGCACCUAUAUUCAUUUAUCCUAUUGUUCAUAAUAAUAAAACCUUUGCUCUUAUUUAAGUAUCAUUAACAAAUAAAUAAAUUGAUAAAUAUAGAUUUAAAGAUCCCCUAGUCAGUUUAUCAUGCUAAUCUAAUCAAGCAAGACUUUUUUGUGAUUAUGUAUCUACUGCAUAUAUUCACAAGUUUUUAUGAAAGUUAGAUAUGCAUAGAAUUAUAAUGUAAUUAUAUAAAAUUUAAAUUCUCAGCAAUAUAUUAUAAAUCAAAUAAUAAUUAAUGUAAAGAACUGAUAUAUUGAUGAAUAGAAUCAAUAUCUUAAUAGUGUUUUUAGCAAUUUGUCUCUUUCUUGCCCUUUUUGGGAGAAAAUCAACAGAAGAUUAAAAAAUAUCAGAACAUUUUGAACCUGAAGUCACAGAAUCAGAAAUUCAAUAUUAUUUAGAAAAUGAUAUAAAUUAUAAAGAUAGUGAUUAAUUUGGAAUUCAAACUAUUUAAGAUUGGCUACCUAUUUAAUCUGAAUUAGCUUAGUUGAAUUUGGCUUUAGAAUACUUUUCACGCUUAAAUUUAGAAUAAAUAUUGAAUAAGCAACCUUAAUUGGAAGAAUAGGUUUAGUAAUGUUAAGAUUUAAAUUUGAAUUUAGAACUAGAAAUUUUUUUGAAUCAAACAAAUUAAAGCUAAAUAUCGCCUAUUAAUUAUGAUUUACUUUUUGAUAAAAAGAAAAAAUUGAAUGAAGGAAUAUUUCAUAAAAAGGCUGAAUAUGAUAGCUUUUUAAUAGAAGAAAAUGAAUUGAAAUUAAUUUGUGCUUAGUAUUAAAUUAGUGAAUCAGAAACCAAAAAAUUAAAGAUGAAAUAAGCAUAAUUUGAUAAGAUUAUUGGAGAAAUUAAAGAAUUGGAAUAAUCUAUUAAUGAUUUGAAACUAUAACUUUAAUCUUAUUUGUAGGAGAAAGGAGAUUAAGAAGAUUUAACAAAAGAAUAUUAAAAAGAUUAAGAAUUAGCUAAAAAUAUGAGCAAAUUAUUCAAACCUGCAGGUACAAAAUGGGUAGAAAUACGUAAUCAUUGGUUAGGAGGAAUUUUAAAUGUAUUAGAUAGAAAUAUGAAAUAAUAUACUAGAACUGAGGUAUUCUUAAAUGGUUUAAAUUUUCAUCCUGAAAUGUAACAAUACUAUAUUGAAGAAAUUAAAUAAACUAUAUAAAGAAAUUAAACAAUUUUAGAAUACAGAAUAAAAGAAAAAUUAAAUUUAGAAACAGAAAUUGGAUCAAUAGAAAAUAAAAGAACAGAAAAAAAUUAAAGUUAUAAAAAUGCACUUAACAGAUUAGAGUAAAUAAGGAGGAAAAAAAGUGAAUUACUUUCUUAAAUGUAAUAAGAAAAAAAAGAAUUAAAUGAGAUUAAUUAAAUAUUAAAGAAUUAUAAUCCACAAAAAAAUUUCUAAAAUAAUGACCAGUAAGAUGCAUAAAAGAAAUUAAGAGGUAUUAAUAUAUAUAAUUUAGAAUUUUUAUAUCAAAAUUUAAAAGAAGAUUAACUAUGUGUUGAGAAAUGUAUUCAAUAUAAUUCUUUAAAUUAAUAAAUUUCAAGUAGAAGAAAUUAAGUUUCAUUGGAUUCAAUUUAAAAGCAUUUUAAAUAAUUGGAAUAGAAAUUCAAGGAAUUCAAUUAAAAUUAAUGA